Messenger RNA from Cataglyphis hispanica, 1901 nucleotides. RefSeq names its product chromatin assembly factor 1 p55 subunit (gene Caf1-55). The transcript has 5 exons. Gene Ontology annotation, cellular component: nucleus; ESC/E(Z) complex; NuRD complex. Bases 117 to 1403 code for a protein of 428 amino acids. Gene Ontology annotation, molecular function: histone binding. Gene Ontology annotation, biological process: regulation of gene expression. NCBI's taxonomy places the organism in Eukaryota, Metazoa, Arthropoda, Insecta, Hymenoptera, Formicidae. The record is from RefSeq and is a predicted model, not a curated record.
UCUCGUUGGUGUCGUGUACUCUGCUGUGUUUUGUCGAUUUUGGCGGGCCGGGCUCUGCUAGCGGUACCUUUGUCUCUCGAUUAUCUGUAGUGUCUUUACAAAUAUCGGAGGGAUAAAUGAUGACGGAUAAGGAUGGCGAGGGCUUUGACGAUGCAGUGGAGGAACGUAUUAUUAAUGAAGAAUACAAAAUAUGGAAGAAAAACACACCAUUUCUGUACGAUCUUGUGAUGACACAUGCUCUGGAAUGGCCUUCUUUGACAGCUCAAUGGCUGCCAGAUGUCACUCGACCAGAAGGGAAGGAUUAUUCAGUUCACAGAUUGAUUCUUGGUACUCAUACUUCGGAUGAACAGAAUCAUUUGCUCAUCGCUAGCGUUCAGCUGCCGAAUGAAGAUGCGCAAUUUGAUGCUUCACAUUACGACAAUGAGAAGGGCGAGUUUGGUGGAUUUGGUUCCGUUAGCGGCAAAAUCGAAAUUGAAAUAAAGAUUAAUCACGAGGGUGAAGUCAACAGAGCGCGAUACAUGCCGCAAAAUCCAUGUGUAAUUGCAACAAAGACUCCUUCAAGUGACGUGCUUGUAUUCGAUUACACCAAACAUCCAAGUAAACCAGAUCCCAAUGGAGAAUGUCAUCCAGAUUUGAGAUUACGAGGACAUCAGAAGGAAGGUUACGGGCUCUCAUGGAAUCCAAAUCUUAAUGGAUAUUUGCUUAGUGCGUCUGAUGAUCAUACAAUUUGCCUGUGGGAUAUCAAUGCCACACCGAAGGAGAAUCGCGUUAUCGACGCGAAAACUAUCUUCACAGGGCAUACUGCUGUGGUCGAAGACGUAGCUUGGCAUCUAUUACAUGAAUCAUUAUUUGGAUCAGUCGCUGAUGAUCAAAAGCUUAUGAUCUGGGAUACUAGAUGCAACAACACCAGUAAACCAAGUCACACUGUUGACGCUCACACUGCUGAGGUGAAUUGUCUCAGUUUCAACCCAUAUUCUGAAUUUAUACUGGCCACUGGCAGUGCAGACAAAACUGUAGCACUUUGGGAUUUGCGAAAUUUAAAGCUGAAAUUACAUUCGUUUGAAUCACACAAAGACGAGAUCUUCCAGGUUCAAUGGUCGCCGCAUAACGAGACAAUAUUAGCGAGUAGCGGCACAGAUAGACGAUUGCAUGUUUGGGAUCUCAGCAAGAUCGGCGAAGAGCAAUCCAGUGAGGACGCCGAAGACGGACCACCUGAACUUCUGUUUAUACACGGAGGUCAUACCGCGAAGAUUAGCGAUUUUUCAUGGAAUCCGAAUGAACCAUGGGUUAUAUGUUCGGUGUCAGAGGAUAAUAUAAUGCAAGUAUGGCAAAUGGCAGAAAAUAUUUACAACGAUGAAGAACCCGAGACACCAGGCAGUGAAAUCGAGACUGGCGGUUCAUAACGCGGAAUUUAAUUAAUCGGUAAUUUAAACCAUUUUUAUCGAUUGAAGAUUAUAAGCGCUACAAUUGCGCGUCAUGUUGUUACAUCUUUUGGUAUAACAACUGAUUCUGAUGACAGCAUAGAUUUCUUUCCAUCGAGAAAUAAUAAUCCUCGCUUUUAAUUGAUCGAUUAUGCGAAAAAUGUUGUAAUUAGUAAUGCAUUUUGGAUAGAUAGCAUAAACAAUUGACAUUUUAUCGCACUAAACAGAUUUAUAUCUUCUUGAAUAGCAUGUGCAAAUAGCGAGUAUUAUUGUUUCGCGUGUGACGACUUGGCUAUGUUAUAAAUAACAGAAUAAACUAGCUAGAACAUCUGCUAGUUACACCUGUUACAAGUCAUCUUUUUGUAUGAAAGCACUAUUUCUUUGUUGCAAAGGAGAAAGCUCAAAUAAGAUUAGGACAUGCCAAGUACUUUUUCUACUUCGUUUUAAGCGUGAAUAAUAAAGGAAUGACCCAAACUCGAA